CGGUUCAAUCCACCAGACGCGGCGAGCAGCAGCUGGAAUCGAUUACAAAAAGAUUACCGGGUUAUCCGUUCCGUUUCAACCGUUCUAAAGCAGAUACCAGGCCAAAAUGGGUGACAAAAGCGACCAGAGCAUCAUGGACAAGUCCAUGCGGUCCGUGUUCGUCGGCAACAUCCCGUACGAAGCGACCGAGGAAAAGCUGAAGGACAUCUUCAGCGAGGUCGGUCCGGUCAUCUCGCUGAAGCUGGUGUUUGAUCGCGAGAGUGGCAAACCGAAAGGGUAUGGCUUUUGCGAGUACAAGGACCAGGAGACGGCGCUCAGUGCGAUGCGGAAUUUGAACGGGUACGAGAUUGGGGGGAGGGCGCUGCGUGUGGACAAUGCUUGUACGGAAAAGUCCCGCAUGGAGAUGGCGGCGCUGCUGCAGGGACCCCAGGUGGACAACCCGUACGGGGAUCCGUGCGAUCCGUCGGAUGCGCCGGAGAUUAUAACGAAGACGGUUGUGUCGCUGCCGCCGGAGCAGAUGUACGAGCUGAUGAAGCAGAUGAAGACGUGCUUCCAGAACAACCCGGUUGAGGCGCGCACGAUGUUGAUGCAGAACCCGCAGCUGGCGUACGCGCUGCUUCAGGCGCAGGUUGUGAUGCGGAUCGUCGAUCCGGCUACUGCCGUUACGUUCCUGCACAAGGCGCACCAGAUGCCGCCGAUUUUGACCAGCGAUACGAUGGUCAUUCCGCAGUCGCAGCUAUCGCCGGCCACCAUGCCGAUGCCCGUUCCGGCACCGAUGCCGGUUCCUCCGGUUGGCGCCGGACCCGGUUCGUCCCAGUUUGCCCCCGUAGGGCAUGACGUCGAUUUGCGCAAUGUUGAUCCGCGGUUGGGUCGUCAGCUGAACAUGGACCAGGACAUGCGAUCGCUUGGGCCGGUGGGCAUUCCAGACGCUUUUGUUCCGCGGGGUGGACCGCCGGCACGUCCGAUUGGUCCGCAGCAGCCUCCGGCAGCGAGCGCCUUUCCGAUGGAUCCUCGUCAGCGUCCGGUCGAUCCGCGCCAGGGACCAAAGGAUCCCCGCCAACAGCCGGGAGGGCCGGCUCCCGGGGGAAGGCCACCGCCACCGUCGGCUUCGUCCCAGCAAGCGGCGGCCGCGGCAGCAGCUGCCGCCUCGUCCAAUGGCAUUCCGAACGACGCGUCCGACCAGGAGAAGGCCGCACUCAUCAUGCAGGUGCUGCAGCUGUCGGACGAGCAAAUUGCGAUGUUGCCCUCCGAGCAGCGGACGUCGAUUCUGGUGCUCAAGGAGCAGAUUGCCAAGAGCACGCAACGAUAAGGGGUUUACAGCUGGGACUAACAAUGAUUUAUUGGAAAAAUACAUUAAUGAACGUAACAAA
Culex pipiens pallens (northern house mosquito) is the source of this 1370-nucleotide messenger RNA. It is a transcript of the gene CstF64, whose product is annotated as cleavage stimulation factor subunit 2 tau variant. Gene Ontology annotation, cellular component: mRNA cleavage and polyadenylation specificity factor complex. Gene Ontology annotation, biological process: mRNA 3'-end processing. The transcript is spliced from 2 exons. The coding region runs from base 107 to 1309 and encodes 400 amino acids. Lineage: Eukaryota; Metazoa; Arthropoda; Insecta; Diptera; Culicidae. Gene Ontology annotation, molecular function: mRNA binding. The record is from RefSeq and is a predicted model, not a curated record.